Messenger RNA from Pyrenophora tritici-repentis Pt-1C-BFP, 2679 nucleotides. RefSeq lists its product as uncharacterized. Lineage: Eukaryota; Fungi; Ascomycota; Dothideomycetes; Pleosporales; Pleosporaceae. Gene Ontology annotation, cellular component: cytoplasm; microtubule; membrane. The record is from RefSeq and is a predicted model, not a curated record. Gene Ontology annotation, molecular function: microtubule binding; GTPase activity.
AUGACAAGGGAGAAUACCCCAAUCACCCCCAGCGACGACGGCGCGAUGCAAGAUACGGCGUUUGAAGCAGCGUCCCGCUUCGGUGAAGCCAUCGACCCGAUACAUCUGGUGGGGCAGGACGAUCCAAAUCCCGUUACAAGAGCGGCAGUAGCCGGUGAGAUUGACCCGCUUGGACUGCAUGUCAAAGAAGCCAUAGCGACGAUCAACCAGCUCGAAGGACUCGGCUUGCAACGUUUGAAGAUCCCUCUACCAAAGUGCAUAGUUCUCGGCGAACAGUCCACCGGCAAGUCCUCCGUCAUAGAAGCCAUCUCUGGAAUCAAGACCCCCAGGUCGACCGAUACCUGUACUCGCUGCCCGCUGUUUAUCAAGCUGGAGCCCUCCGAGAAUCUGCGUGCUGGCUGGAGUGCAACUGUCAGUCUACGUCGCGAAUAUAGUUUCGAUGUGAACAUGUCCCGCAAUUACGAGUGUCGAUUUCCUGGUUGGGUCCAAAUGGACCAGCCAAACAUCGUUCAUUUCGCAGAAACCGACGACCCCAAUGAGCUCGAGAGAAUCAUUGCGCGUGCACAACUGUCCGUCAUUAGUCCCCUGACGGAUUACCGAGAGUUCCUUCGUCCCACAAUCGCUGGACUUGGAGAUCAGUAUCGUUGCGAGUUCAGUCCGAACAUUAUCUGUAUCUCCAUCACGCAUCCAGACUUGCCGGCUCUCAGCUUCUAUGAUCUACCGGGUAUCAUCGGCCAAGCAGAGUCAGCAGAGUCGCAAUUUCUAGUCAAAUUCGUUCGGGACCUUGUGACAGAUUACAUCAAAGAUCCAGAAGCACUUAUCCUCGUGACAUGUUCACUGGAGAACGACAUUGCCAACUCAACAGCGGGUGGCAUCGCACGUAGCCUGAACGCGACUGAUAGAUGUAUCGGUGUGCUCACGAAGCCCGAUCGUCUCCCGCCUGGCUCUAGACAUGACAAACUCAAAGCUAUCUUCGAACAGAAACGCUUCGCUCUGGGCCACGGCUAUUCCGUUGUCAAAAACUUGGGACAAGACCAGAUCGACCAAGGUCUUACACAUCAACAAGCGCGACACCAAGAGCAGCAGUUUUUCAAUCAGGAAGAGCCUUGGGCGACUGAGUUCAAGAAAUACGAGCAUCGUUUCGGAACUUUAAAUCUCCAGGGCUUUUUAUCUGGGAAGCUUGCCGAGCAGAUCACCAAGAAAUUGCCUAUCAUCGACCAGGAGAUCACAAUUAGACUUCAUGAGGUUGAGACUGCCCUACUGCAGUUUCCCGAGUCGCCUACCCACAAUGCGUCGAGGAUCAUAUCAGACGUCAUCCUAGACUUUUCGCAGGAGGUACGCAAGGAACUUGCCGCUGAGUUUCCGUGUAAGAUCUGGCGCAACCAUUGGAAGGCACUCCAGCAGGCGUUCUUCGAUGCGCUAGUGAGCAUGAAGCCUACUAUGGCAACGACUGGAAGUCUAGACAAAGGGAUAUUUUCAGAAGUACUAGCCUCCCAGCCAGGUAGUUCUGCUACCAAGGCAAUCUCUCUCGAUGAUGACGAUGAGGAGGACGAGGACGAGGAAGAUACCGAAGAAGAGCGAGUGCUCGAGACCCCCACUAAGAAACGCAAGCUCGAAGGUACACCUGGGCCGUCCCCAAUCAAGACACCAACCCGGCGCGGUGUCGCAAACACUUCAGAGACUAGAGCCGCGAGUCCCGACUUUAGCAACCUGAGAAAGAAGUUCUUUCUCGACGAGGUCAAACAACAUCUAGCAGAAAAUUCUCAGUCGAGAAUUCGCGGUCAAAUCGAGCCUCGUGUCGUGGACGCUAUGAUGCUAGACACGCUGAAAGACUGGGGCAAACCCCUUGGUCUGUUUUUCAACACGCUUGAGGGUCAGAUCCAUGACCAAAUCAAGUCCUUGUUCGACAAACACUUUAGCAAAUGGGCGAAGUCUACCUUUCAAGUCAGGGCAUGGGAAAUCGUUGAGCAGAUGCUGAAUAUGAACUUCCACCAGCAAAGAACUACAAUGGCUGAUGAGAACCUGAACGACGAGAGAGAAGGACCGUACAUCUUCCAUCAAGACAUCUUCGAUGCUGAGAAAGCUAAUACUCUCGACAAUUACAACCAGGCUCGUCUCAGGGCCCGUUUGAACAUCUACAAAAAGACGAGAGAGAGGCGAACAGGGAAGGUCAUGACGACCACAGACGAAGAUAGAUUGAGGAAAGACGAGAAGGCCAUGACUGUGCUGAAUCGAGAGCCGUACCUUGUGGAGAUUGGAGUCGUCGCUCAAGUCACCACAUACUACAUGCUAGCCGUACGUCGCUUCCACGAUGCUGUUUGCAUGAGGAUCGAGUCAAAGUUCUACAAGCAGCUUCGCACCCAGCUCCGAGACGAAAUGGAAAACGGAUUGGGUCUCAAUGAUGGAGACGAAGGUCAUCGCAACGCGGUCCGUCUUCUUGCCGAAGAGCCAGCACGAUACAACCAGCGCAAAGAGCUCGUCGGACAACAGCAGUCACUCCUCAAGGGCAAGAAGAUUCUCCGAGAGUUACAACACAAACAUUACGACAGUAACCCGUCUUCAGCGGCUAGUACUGGUUCUCGUGCAAGUUACGCUUCUGGUGCUGCGUUCGCCGGUAUGCCUACUCCGCUGCAUGAAGGCAUGGACGGUGUUCGUGAGUCUUCUCUUCCACACCGUUAA